CUUUAAUCGAAUUAGGAAUUCAUUGACGCUAGUCGAAAAGCGUAGUAAUCAGUGUACACAGGCGUGAACGUGGAGGCAUGCAAAUGAACGGGUAGGCAGGGUCACGUGCACGCUUUCGCUGUGGGUUUGCCACGCGUGCAGAUGACUCUGCUCCCUCGACGCCUCACCUGCUGCCACCUGUCUCAUCAUCUUCACCAAACAUCAUGCAUGGAACUCCAUCCCAUAUUCUUUUCUGGUAUAUAAAUAUUGGAUCCACCAUUUCACCUUCUAGGUAGCUGUUUGGAUCGGAGUGGUUUGCCGGAGAAAAUUAAAGUAAAGUAGUUUUGGUUGGUUAGUUCAAGCUUAGAACUUAACAUAUCAAUUAUCUUUCAUGAUGGAGUGGUCUCCCCAACAAGCCAUGGAAGCUUACUUGAACACCCUUCAACUUUCCAAAGUCUUGAACUACCAAGGCGGCGGCAUGGGGCGGUCGAAGCCGGUUGAGCCGGAGUGCAUGGAGUUGAUAUCAGCGUUGGCGGCGGGGAACCGGGCGAAGCUGAUGGUGGAGGUGGCCUCCGGCGGCCCAACUCCAUUCACGGUGGCCUUAGCGGUGGCAGCAAAACAGACGGGCGGGCGGGUGGUCUGCAUCCUCCCACCCUCCUCCUCCGCCCACCGCAGCGACGCGGAGGACCUGAUUCCCGACGAGGGCCUGAGAGACGCGAUCGAGUUCGUGGAGGGAAACCCCGGCGAGGUGGUAAAGAAGUACAAGAGAGUGGAGUUCUUGGUGGUGGACGCCGCCGUGGUGGCCGUGGGCGGCGACGGCGACAGCGGGCAGAUGGAGCUUUGGGAGAACGUGGAGGUGAACCCUAGAGGGUGCGUGGUGGUGGCGACCAAUCUUUUGCAUGAGGGGAAUAAUAGGGUUUGGUUUGGGGAGAUGUUGAAGAAGAAGGGGAAGAGAGGGGUGGUUCAGUGUGUCACUUUGCCUAUUGGGAAUGGUGUGGAGUUGACUAAAAUUAGGUGUUUGGGAGAGGGGAAAAAGACCCAAAGAUUCAAAAGAUUUCAUGUCACUUUUGAAAAUUACUGA
This is a messenger RNA of Ipomoea nil (Japanese morning glory), 1060 nucleotides long. RefSeq lists its product as uncharacterized. NCBI's taxonomy places the organism in Eukaryota, Viridiplantae, Streptophyta, Magnoliopsida, Solanales, Convolvulaceae. The record is from RefSeq and is a predicted model, not a curated record. The transcript has 4 exons. The coding region runs from base 371 to 1060 and encodes 229 amino acids.